Molecule: messenger RNA, 718 nt
Organism: Emiliania huxleyi CCMP1516
Lineage: Eukaryota; Haptophyta; Isochrysidales; Noelaerhabdaceae
Exons: 4
Source: RefSeq, a predicted model, not a curated record
CGAGGCUUGCAAGGCGCUCCGAAGCUUCUACGAUGCCAUUGGCGCGAAAGACAAAUCGCCGUCCUUCGCGGACACGAGCUCGACCUGCUGCGCCUUUCUCGACGUGAGAUGCACGCAGCCGGAUGGCUCACCCAGCCCGCCCCUCGGCCAAAAAGAAGGGUGGAAAGCGGGCACCACCCUGACCAAGAUCAAAUUCCGAGGCGGCACCGAGCUUGGCGGUAGCGGCACGCUGCCCGGCGCCCUGCUGCUACCGCUCGCCGGCACGCUCGAGUACCUCGACUUGGGCAAGGAGGGGGAUCGCUCCUUCUCGGGCACGCUGCCCGCGGAGCUGACCCAGCUCACCGCGCUCCAAAAGCUGAGUCUCACCACCGAUAAGGUCAGCGGCACCAUUCCGCACCAGCUCGGCCGGCUUCCCGCGCUGGAGAAGGUGACGCUCCUCUCCAAGCGCCUCUCGGGGACGGUCCCGGGCGAGCUGUGCCACAGGUCGGACGGCUCGCUCAGGAAACUGUAUCUCGACGACAACGUGAAGCUCUCGGGCGCGCGCGGCGCCGGCGGGAGGAACGCUGCCGCCCGAGAAAUCUCCGCCAAGAAGACGCGCAUCUCUGGCACGCUGCCGAGCAAGAUCACCGCGCCGCUCAGGCUGCUCAUCCUCGAGGAGGUCGGCCUCUCGGGCAGCGUGCCGGAGGAGCUGUGCAAGGGCGAGAAGCUCGAGGAGCUG